This is a messenger RNA of Rosa rugosa (rugosa rose), 2280 nucleotides long. RefSeq names its product auxin response factor 17-like. The record is from RefSeq and is a predicted model, not a curated record. The coding region runs from base 101 to 1921 and encodes 606 amino acids. Gene Ontology annotation, biological process: regulation of DNA-templated transcription; response to hormone. Gene Ontology annotation, cellular component: nucleus. Gene Ontology annotation, molecular function: DNA binding. Lineage: Eukaryota; Viridiplantae; Streptophyta; Magnoliopsida; Rosales; Rosaceae. The transcript is spliced from 3 exons.
UUCAAUUUUCUUUCUUUCUCUGAAAAACCAAGACACACACACUCUCUCACAAUCCCUCACUCAUUCCUCCAUUCAAAUCCCUAAAUCCCAAAACCACACUAUGCCUCCCAAUUCUCACCGUCACACUCGCUCUCGCUCUCACUCUCACGCGCCUCCUCCGCCUCCGCCGUCGCAGCUCGUCUCCAUCGACCCCAAAAUCUGGCGAGCCUGCGCCGGCAACUCCGUCACCAUCCCCACUCUCCAUUCUAGGGUUUACUACUUCCCCCAGGGCCACCUCGAACACUCCACCACCUCCUCCUCCUCCGCUCCGGUUCUUCUCUCCCCUCUCGUCCUCUCCAAGCCUCUCAUUCUCUGCCGCAUCGCCGCGGUCCAGUUCCUCGCCGAUCCCACCACCGACGAGGUCCUCGCCAAGCUCCUCCUCCAUCCUGUUCACUCCGGACUCUCCCCUCACCACCGCGAACUCAGCGCCGCCGCCGCGGCGGAGGAGGGAGAGGAGGACGACGAUGGCGGCGAUAGGGUGGUGUCGUUCGCUAAGAUCUUGACUCCUUCCGAUGCUAACAAUGGCGGUGGUUUCUCUGUCCCGAGGUUCUGUGCUGACUCGAUUUUCCCGCCGCUUAACUACCAGGCUGAGCCGCCGGUCCAGACGCUCUCCGUCACCGACCUGCACGGCGGCGUUUGGGACUUCCGCCACAUCUACCGCGGGACUCCCCGGAGGCACUUGCUCACCACCGGCUGGAGCAAGUUCGUCAAUCACAAGAUGCUCGUCGCCGGCGACUCUGUGGUGUUCAUGAGGAGCUCCAGAGGUGGGGAGAUGUACGUCGGGGUAAGGCGGACCAUGAGGGCGAGCGCCGGCGGCGAUUGCGGCAGGUGGAGCUCUCACAUUGGGCUGAAGUCGGAGGAGGAAGGUUCUGGAAGUGACGGCUUUAAGACUAAGCUUUCGGCGGCGGCUGUGGCGGAGGCUGCGGAGAUGGCGGCGCAGGACAUGGCGUUUGAGGUGGUGUAUUAUCCGAAAGCUGGGUGGGCCGACUUUGUGGUGAAGGCAGAGGUGGUGGAGAAGGCAUUGAAGGUGUUUUGGACGGCUGGGAUGAGAGUCAAGAUGGCCAUGGAGACUGAUGACUCCUCCAGGAUGACUUGGUUUCAGGGCACUCUGUCUUCGGCCUUUGUUCCGGAGAAUGGGCCUUGGAAGGGAUCCCCAUGGCGUAUGCUUCAGGUUACAUGGGAUGAACCUGAAGUUCUGCAGAAUGCUAAGAGGGUGAGCCCAUGGCAAGUUGACUUUGUUGCAUCAACACCUUCUCUUCAUACUGUACCUUCGCUUCAUACUGUAUUUCCCCCAACAAAGAGACUCCGAGCUCCACUGAAUCCUGGGCUGCUGAGAAAUGGAGAGGAAGAAUUCAUGAUACCUAUAACCGGAGCAGCUAAUUCAACAAUGGGGCAAUUCAAUGCUUCCUUGUUGAACUAUAACAUUUUUCCUGCUGGCAUGCAGGGAGCCAGGCAAGAUCUAUUCUGUGUAUCCAAUGUAUCUCAUUUGUUAAAUGAAAAUUCUCCUCGGAUGUGCACCUAUAAUUCCUUUGGCAACAACAACAUGGUGCCAAGGUUGAAGAGGGUGUCAACUGAGUUGAACAUUGGAAGUCCACAGUCUGAUCAAUUAUCACCAGAUAGCCAGAGUAGUCCACAUUCCUUUGGCAUGGAACUUGAUGGGAACCGAAACUGCAACUCGACAAAGGUCGGAAGAAGUUCUUUUCAACUCUUUGGUCAGACCAUUCAACUUGAAGGUAUUGAUGCUGUUGGUUGCACUGGGGACGGUGGCAAUAUAGGGUAUAAUGAAACUGAACUUCUGAACAACCAACUGGAUCUUUCUUAUACCAAACUGCUUGAAAGGAUUGAUGUUCGAGUCUCAGCUGUUGAAGCUUGUACUUUGUAAACUACUUGUGGCAGCUACGUCAUGCAGUUAAGUCAGUGUACAGGCUCUCAAGUCUUGCACAAGCUGAUUAGGAUUAUUGACCGUUGCAGUAGUGUUUUGUGUGUAUUCGGGUUUGUCUAGUUUGUGGCUUUGGACGUCGAAACAAUCAAUCUGUAGACUUGGUUUUCAAGUUUGGAAACUGAGUAUUAGAUGCUAAUGCUAGAAGAUGCUAUAUUAUUGUUCUUCAGGUUUAUGUGUAAUUUAAAUCUUUACUUGUUUAUUGGAUUCUAUGUAAUUGUGAUGGUUUGCUACUACACCCCAUUUUGGAAUUAUGGUUUUCCUGAUAAAAAUGGCAGGGAAUGUGUUUUUGUUUCAUAAAA